CACACUGCCCAUGUUUAUGUAACUUCCCCUGGUCUUAAGGUUAGCCUCCCUGCAGGAACACAGUCUUCCUUUUUCUCGCUGCUGUCUCCAGUUGACUGUUAUUUUGGCCUCUAAUCAUGCCUGUUCAGUUUUGUUUAGCUUUGCUGGCUCUCUCCUAUCUGACUGCUGCAUCUGAUCCAGGCUGUGAAGAGCUGCUUAAACCUCUGGAGGAUCGAAGCCAGGUGUCUGGGAGAUGGAUAUUCCAUGCUGGAACAUCAAACAAUGAAAAGCUCCUGAAGGCUCUUAGAACUAUAAACAGCUCCUUGAUCGAGCUCGCAUCCCUACCUGAUAGUGAUGAUAUGACCCUUCGCUGGGGAGACAGAAUCGGUGGCAUAUGUCAUGCUGGAGGUGUUAAUUUCACCUUCAGUCAAAACUCUACCAAGGUCACAUUGAACUUUAACGCCUCUGAUCAUGAGCAUGUUGGGAAGCACCUGGUGAGCUGCCCCGACUGCCUCGUCUGGACAGACACCACAGUGUCUCAUGGGGAAGCUACAACUGGCAAAACCCUCUACAUCUUUACAAAGACUGGGAAAUUGGAUGACAGUCAUCUGGAAGUUUUCAAGAAACAGGCUGCGUGCCUCAACUUCCCAGCAGAAUUCCACUUUGGAGAAUCCACGGACAUUUGUCCUUUUGAGAAUGAGGCUGCCACAGAUGUAAAGGAGGGAGAACAAUAGAGACCUGGAGUUACUUCAUGAGCCAAAUUUGAUUCAAGUAUGCUCUCUUAGAUGUGUCUAAACUCCCUUUAUCACUUGUUUGUAUCACAGAUCUCUUGAUAGAUGACAAGGGAACACCCUUUUUUCCAUUCUGGGGAGUCCAUGUCAGACAAGAGAGCGAGAGCUUUUUUAAGUUUGUCACUGCCUGAAAGCAAAUAACUACUUAGCUUAUUGAAGUUAUUCAUCAUGCUAGAUUGCUGUGUGAGAACUGAAUAGACUGCAUUUACAUUGAAUGUCAUGAAUCAUAGAUUAUGAUGGAUACCACUUCCUUUUUCUUUCAUGCAUAUAAACCUCAAUAAAAAGAAACAUGUUUGAUG
This is a messenger RNA of Anoplopoma fimbria (sablefish), 1069 nucleotides long. RefSeq lists its product as uncharacterized. The transcript is spliced from 6 exons. The record is from RefSeq and is a predicted model, not a curated record. The coding region runs from base 117 to 713 and encodes 198 amino acids. Lineage: Eukaryota; Metazoa; Chordata; Actinopteri; Perciformes; Anoplopomatidae.